AUGCCAGCUGCAGCAGUGAAGCCCGCUCCGGAGGACAUGGUGGCGGAAGGAGGGGGCGAAGGAGAGCGCGGCGGGUCCCAGUGGGAGGCCUCGGGGCUGGGCCGGGAGCGGCUGCCUCUGCCCUCUCUGAAGGUCCCCAGGGAGCUGCUGCGGAGCUUCCCCCACUCCAAACGGGUGGGGCCCUAUCUGGUGGGGAAAAUGAUCAACAAGGGCUCGUUCGCCAAAGUGAUGGAGGGGCUACACAUCGGCACGGGUGAAAAGGUGGCCAUAAAGGUGAUCGACAAGAAGAAAGCGCGGCAGGACUCGUACGUGCUGAAGAACAUGAAGAGGGAGCCUCGGAUUCAUCAGAUGGUCCGACACCCUCAUAUUGUGGUCCUGCUAGAGACUCUGGAGACAGAGAACAGCUACUACAUGGCCAUGGAGCUCUGCGCUGGAGGAGACCUGAUGGACAGGAUCUGUGAGAGGAAGAGGCUGGAGGAGAGGGAGGUGCGGCGCUACACUCGUCAAAUCCUCUCCGCAGUGGAACACCUGCACAAACACGGCAUCGUACACAGAUCCCUCAAAAUGAAUGCAGCUCUCCCUCCACCUCACUAUGCUGUGGCCAUAAAGGUGAUCGACAAGAAGAAAGCGCGGCAGGACUCGUACGUGCUGAAGAACAUGAAGAGGGAGCCUCGGAUUCAUCAGAUGGUCCGACACCCUCAUAUUGUGGUCCUGCUAGAGACUCUGGAGACAGAGAACAGCUACUACAUGGCCAUGGAGCUCUGCGCUGGAGGAGACCUGAUGGACAGGAUCUGUGAGAGGAAGAGGCUGGAGGAGAGGGAGGUGCGGCGCUACACUCGUCAAAUCCUCUCCGCAGUGGAACACCUGCACAAACACGGCAUCGUACACAGAGAUUUAAAGAUUGAAAACUUCCUGCUGGACGAACAUAAUAACAUAAAGAUUGUGGACUUUGGCCUGAGUAACACUCUGAAGGCUGAAUCUUUGUCCAUGGAGCUCCUCAACACCCAGUGCGGAAGUCCUGCCUACGCGGCUCCUGAGCUGCUCGCUCACAGGAAGUAUGGACCCAAAGUGGACGUCUGGUCGGUAGGUGUGAGUAUGUUUGCCAUGCUGACAGGGACUCUGCCCUUCACUGUUGAGCCUUUCAACAUCAAACAGCUGCACCAGAAGAUGGUCAACGGAGAGAUCAGCAGCAUCCCCAGUGAUGUCAGCAAAGGUGCGGCAGCAUUCGUGUUGGCUCUCCUGGAGCCAGACCCGGCUAAGAGACCCAGUGUCAGAGCUGCGAUGGAGGAGAGAUGGAUCAACGAGGGAUAUGCCAAGAAACCACUACACACACUCUCUCAUAAAAACAGGUUGUGUCCAGAGGACCUCAACUCGUCUGUGCUGGCACACAUGACGGAGACGCUGGGCUACUCCCUCUCUGAAAUCAUACACACACUCACCACCAACCGACCCUCCGCCAUCAUGGCCUCCUAUCACCUGCUGCUCAACAAGCUCGGCAGGAGCCAGAAAGGAGCCAAAGCCAGCAAGAAGCUAGACAGCAGUGACUGGAGUCUUCCAAGCAAGAAUACAUGGAGAGAGAGGAAUAACACUGAAUCAAAGACGCAGCAACAGAAUGAACCGUCCAAUGAAAAAAGCUCGAAGCAGUCUGGCAGGCCUCUGAGAGCCCAACAGACAACUGCAUGUCAGAGCAACAGGAAGAGGCCCGAGGACCUGCACAGAAAGGACCACCGAGAGGACACAGAGAACCGUUCGCCCUCUCCAUCUCUACCACAGCUUCCUCACUCUGCCUCCCCCUCAAUACCACCCCGCCUUCCCUCCCCGUCCCCCGCCCGUCAGUCUUUGGAGGAUGGGGCCACUGACGAGGAGAUCGCCAUUACCUUGGACACCAGAGAGACGCUGUUUCCUGAAGUGUCUGUGUUUGGGGACAGGGAACUCGUCCAUCUGUCUCCUCCUAAAAGCUCUGCAUCUCAACUCUGUGACUCCGCCCCUUGCCAAGUCCCAUUACCAGCUGAGCCAAUCAGAGACAGCAGCCCGUUGAGACCGAUCCGACACACGCACCUGCUCAGGACAACUCAAUCAGACGGGGUGGCAGACCCGGGGUCAGACUGCUUCCACGACAACCGGCAACCGGACGACCACUCUCAUCACCUGACCAUCAACGAGCGUCUGGAGAAGCUGCAGACGUUUUAUUCCUCAGAGAAGAACGGCAUCUCUCCCAGGAUGCUCCUGGAAGCCGACACACACUCCUCAGACAGAGACCACCUGGGUGCCAUGGAGAGGACGCAGACGUCGCCCUCUGCCCCCCUGCCCCGCCUGCGUAACGUGGGGCUAAAGGACGGACGGGGCAGGAAGAUGACAUGGGAAGGGUUGACCCGACCCGGGCCCCCAGGACUCCUGGUGAACGGGUCUAAACCUCCUGCCUUCCCCUCGCAGAGACAACAUACUAUGGUCAUUAAGAGCCUCAGGCAGGAGAGGGGCAAGAGAAGAGAUUUGUCAGGAGCAGGAGGUGGAGGAGGAGGAGAGAGAGGGAUGGCAGGAGGAGGGAUGAAUGGAGCAAAGAGGAACUCAGUUCAGCUACGCUCAUCUCUCCAGCGCCGGGUGGCGGACCUGAAUCUGCCGCUGCUUCCUACAGCCCUGCAGGGGAAGACAGACAGGAAGAACCAGCUACACAGCAUGGAUUAUUGA
This is a messenger RNA of Chelmon rostratus (copperband butterflyfish), 2685 nucleotides long. RefSeq names its product hormonally up-regulated neu tumor-associated kinase. Gene Ontology annotation, cellular component: cytoplasm. Bases 1 to 2685 code for a protein of 894 amino acids. Gene Ontology annotation, biological process: intracellular signal transduction; protein phosphorylation. The record is from RefSeq and is a predicted model, not a curated record. The transcript has 14 exons. Gene Ontology annotation, molecular function: protein serine/threonine kinase activity; ATP binding. NCBI's taxonomy places the organism in Eukaryota, Metazoa, Chordata, Actinopteri, Chaetodontiformes, Chaetodontidae.